Molecule: messenger RNA, 1296 nt
Organism: Rhododendron vialii
Lineage: Eukaryota; Viridiplantae; Streptophyta; Magnoliopsida; Ericales; Ericaceae
Product: urease accessory protein G
Exons: 8
Coding region: 153-989 (278 amino acids)
Molecular function (GO): nickel cation binding; GTPase activity
Source: RefSeq, a predicted model, not a curated record
AAACAUACUUUUGCAGAGUAUGGGACACGAUGUUUUGAAAUCCUGUGAAUUGGUGAAUGUGUUAUAUAUUAUAAGUAGUGCAUGGAACUCAUUUUUUAAAGUUUAUGGGAUGUGAAGACCACUGUUAAACCUAACAAAGCCUGCUAGAAUCAAUGGCGUCACAGGACCAUCAUCACAACCAUGAACACGAUGAUGAUCACCACCACCGUGCCCAUGGACACGACCACUCUCACGGUGAUUCAUCGUGGGUGGGCCCAGACGGGAAGGUGUACCACAGCCACGAUGGACUCGCACCCCAUUCACACGAACCCAUCUACUCACCUGGCUACUUCACCAGAAGAGCACCUCCUAUCUUCACCAGGGAUUUCAAUGAAAGAGCUUUCACUAUUGGUAUUGGUGGCCCUGUUGGUACUGGGAAAACAGCUUUGAUGUUGGCUUUGUGUCAAAUCUUGCGGGAUAAGUACAGUCUUGCCGCAGUGACAAAUGAUAUAUUUACAAAAGAGGAUGGUGAAUUCUUGGUAAAACAUGGAGCACUUCCUGAGGAAAGGAUACGAGCUGUGGAAACUGGUGGCUGCCCGCAUGCUGCUAUUCGUGAAGACAUUAGCAUCAAUCUUGGCCCUCUUGAAGAGCUCUCUAACUUGUACAAAGCAGAUAUCCUUCUCUGUGAAUCUGGGGGAGAUAAUUUGGCUGCCAACUUCAGCAGAGAACUUGCCGACUAUAUCAUCUACAUAAUUGAUGUGUCUGGAGGUGAUAAAAUACCUCGAAAAGGAGGCCCAGGCAUUACACAAGCUGACCUCCUUGUCAUAAAUAAGACUGACCUUGCACCAGCAGUUGGAGCUGAUCUGGCGGUGAUGGAGCGGGAUGCCCUACGGAUGAGGGAUGGAGGACCAUUUGUUUUUGCUCAGGUGAAGCAUGGCAAGGGUGUAGAGGAAAUUGUCAACCACAUCUUACAGGCUUGGGAAGUAGCAACUGGAAAGAAGAGACACUGAAUGAACGUUCUUUCCAGACCUUCCUUCGUUGGCUCUGAUUGUGCCUCACUUCAGAUUUUAAUUGAUGCUAUUGUAGCAAGUGUUGGUAGUGCCCUUUGUGCCUGAAUUUAGCUGUAAACAUGGCUUGCUUAGUUGAACCUCUUUGUGUUGGUCCAGUGGUUUCUUGAUUUUGCUAGUUUAUCAAUAAUUUGUUGCCAUUGAAUGAGUGGAAGAUGGCAUGGAUGAGGAUUCUGAGGGGCCUUUUUCCAUUGUAACUUGCUACACAAAUAAAAUAUCCCCAGAUGCAAUCUAAACUUUUAUUUAGGAA